GUGUGAAUCGUCACUUCCACAUGAUCUGCAUCAGGGACAAGUUCAGUCAGAACAUAGGGAGGCAGAUCUCCUCCAAAGUCAUCUGGGACCAUUUAAGUACUAUGUACGAUAUGCAAGCAUUGAGAAGAACUUCAUCCUUCCUGAAGAAAUUAUUCAAGAGGUCAAAGAAGGAAAAGUGAUGAUUGAAGAUGAAGUGAAGGAAGAAAUAAAAGAAGAAAUGGAUUCACACACUGGUACUGAAGAUGUUUUUACAUCUUCAGGAAAUUUGGGUAAAGGAGCUGAAAA
Messenger RNA from Gracilinanus agilis (Agile Gracile Mouse Opossum), 285 nucleotides. Its product is annotated as MRG/MORF4L-binding protein-like. The record is from RefSeq and is a predicted model, not a curated record. NCBI's taxonomy places the organism in Eukaryota, Metazoa, Chordata, Mammalia, Didelphimorphia, Didelphidae. The annotation marks the transcript as partial. The transcript has 4 exons.